AAUUAAAGUCUUCCUGGUCCUGGACGACAACAUCACUCCUCUCUCCUCCUCCUCCUCCUCCUUGUUUUAUUCUGGGACAGCGUGCAAGUGAACAGCAAAACAACACACACACACACACACACACACAGCUGCCAGGGAGGGGCCCUUUAUAAACUCAGCCUCUCACCACAACUCCUACUGUUCUCCGCUGCUCGUCCUCCAUGUCCUGAGCUAACCCUUGAAGGGCAGGGGCCCCUCUCGUAGCCACAGCUGCCAUACACCACACCAUUCCUCAGCCUCUGCCCUCUACCGCUUACAAACCGGCACGCGGUGAUGGAGUUGCCCGCUCGACGACUGGUGCUGUUCUUCGUGGUAAUCAAUGGAUUUCUGGGUCUCUACGUGCUCUGCGUUAGCCUGCAGAUUCAGGUGCCCUGGCACAUGGUGACCGACAACUUCAGGGCCCUCUCCGACACCAAGGAUGCCACUAGGUCUCCUGAGGUGUAUGACGCCAGGAAUAGCUUAUUGGUGGACGCUUCUGGGGCCACAACAACCCAAGGAAGUCCAUUAGAGGUCACCAAAAGGCCAACUACUCAUCCAAAGCCCCCACCACUACCACUACCACCACCACCCACGCCUCCCACCAAACCUGACUACUUUGGAGACAGCUAUGCGGCUGAAAACACUUCCCUUCAAACAAGCUGUCCAGACAGCAUACGGACCAAAGUGCCACUCUCCAGCUUCGCCAAGAAGUUUCUGGAAACAAUACCAGUGCUGCAGUGGGCCAAGUAUGCCACAAUGGCAGAGUACCAGCGUCUGAAGAACUACCCCGGAGCCCACGGAUGGGGAGGACUACAGUUCCCCUUAUUACAGUCCACUCUGUCUAUCCUGAACACCACUGCUAAUCGAGUGCUGUUGGAUGACUGGGAUCAGAGGCCUAAUCGCUCCCAGUGCAUCCGCUGUGCGGUUGUGGGCAACGGAGGCAUCCUCAAGGACUCCAAGAAGGGCUUGGAGAUCGACCAGCAUGACUAUAUAUUCAGAACCAAUGGGGCUGUGAUUAAGGGCUUUGAACAGGAUGUGGGCUCUCGGACAUCCUUCUACACCUUCUCCACCAACACCAUGCACAACUCCCUGCACAGGUACCAGGCGCAGGGCUACAACGGACCACCCCUCUCUGAGGUACACAUACUGAGAAGAACCCUUUGUCUACCUCUCAUUCCUUCAGUAUGCAUAUACUGUAUGUGGAUCUACUUAAAGUAUACUAUAUUUCUGUUGUAUGCAUACAUGCUCUACUGCAACCUUGGCCUGUACCGGGCGCACCUGUCCCUGACCAACUUGCCUGCCGAGAUAGUUAAUGAAAUAAAGGCAAGACCGAACUUGAAGGUAUUUCAUAUUGUUUAUUAUCUCUCUUUAAAUUUCAGGCCACCCAAAUAUUUUGGAGAAAAUGCAUCUGUGGAGAAGUUCAAGAUGUACCAUCCAGACUUUAUUCGUUACCUCAGAAAUAGGUUCCUGCGUUCCUCAAUUCUGAAAGGCAAAUACAAGAACAUCUAUCGGCCCUCAACAGGCGCCACCAUGCUUCUAGCAGCACUGCACACCUGUGAUCAGGUGAGCGCGUACGGGUUCAUGACCCCGGACUACAAGAACUACUCUGACCACUACUACGACAAGCAAUUCCGGGUCAUCUUCUACGCCAACCAUGACUUCCGCCUGGAAAUGAAACUGUGGCAGGAACUUCACCAGGCAGGACUCCUGAAUCUUUACAUGCGCCAGUGAGACUUGUGACCUGGGAAAAACUGUUGCCAUUGCAACCACCCAUGGGACUCCAUGAUUGGUGACGCCAUGCACAAGGAAUCGACAGCCGCGGUUCCGAGCCAAAAAACUGGAACACAAAUGAGGCAUAGAGAUGACCUUGCAUCUCUAUGCCUCAUGUUUUUUUCUUUUUUUAAUAUAUGGAUAUGAAUUCA
Messenger RNA from Alosa alosa (allis shad), 1940 nucleotides. RefSeq names its product ST6 (alpha-N-acetyl-neuraminyl-2,3-beta-galactosyl-1,3)-N-acetylgalactosaminide alpha-2,6-sialyltransferase (gene st6galnac). The record is from RefSeq and is a predicted model, not a curated record. Gene Ontology annotation, molecular function: sialyltransferase activity. NCBI's taxonomy places the organism in Eukaryota, Metazoa, Chordata, Actinopteri, Clupeiformes, Clupeidae.